Molecule: messenger RNA, 1008 nt
Organism: Cucumis sativus (cucumber)
Lineage: Eukaryota; Viridiplantae; Streptophyta; Magnoliopsida; Cucurbitales; Cucurbitaceae
Product: mitochondrial import receptor subunit TOM20
Exons: 6
Coding region: 187-792 (201 amino acids)
Biological process (GO): protein insertion into mitochondrial outer membrane
Cellular component (GO): mitochondrial outer membrane translocase complex
Molecular function (GO): protein binding
Source: RefSeq, a predicted model, not a curated record
GGCAAGAGGCAAGAUCGUAGACGGCCCAUCGUCGAAUUGUUGUGUCCCCAUUGCCGUGUUUACAAAGACAGAAUCUUUCGCGAAAGAAGCGCAUGAGCGCCAAGAAAAUACCGCUCAUUCCAUGAAUCCAUUCUAAAGCUCAACCGCCUUUUCCCCACAACCAUUUUUACAACCCUUUUCUUCCUAAUGGAUUUGCAGGCCAGCGAAUUCGAUCGCAUUCUUUUCUUCGAGCAUGCUCGUAAGAAUGCCGAGUCUACUUACGCCACCAAUCCCCUUGAUGCCGAGAAUUUGACGAGAUGGGCAGGAGCUUUGUUAGAGCUUUCUCAGUUCCAGAGCGUUCCAGAAUCGAAGAAGAUGAUUCUAGAUUCAAUUUCAAAGCUGGAGGAGGCACUGAUGAUUAACCCAAAGAAGCAUGAUGCUCUUUGGUGCUUAGGGAAUGCUUAUACGUCCCAUGCGUUUUUGAAUCCAAACCAGGAUGAGGCAAAGGAGUUUUUUGAUAAGGCCACAAUAUACUUUAAGCAAGCUGUGGAAGAGGAUCCUGGAAAUGAAAUUUAUUUGAAGUCUUUGGAGGUUACUGCUAAGGCUCCGGAAUUGCAUUUAGAGAUCCACAAGCAUGGUUUUGCUCAACAGGCAACUGGAGCAGCCGAACCUUCUGCUUCAUCCAGUACUAAGAAAAAGAAUAGCAGUGACCUGAAAUAUGACCUAUUUGGAUGGAUAAUACUUGCUGUUGGCUUAGUUGCAUGGGUGGGGUUCGCAAAGUCUAAUGUCCCACCCCCGACAGCACCCCGGUAAGUCGUCUUGAAAGAAGUUUGGAAGUCUAGAGGCAUUUAUCUGAUCUAGAGCUGAUAUUUGUAGAGAUGAGAAUUACAUAUCAAUCAUCCCUUUCCUUUUAUUUUUUCACUCUUUUUGAGCAGUACUAUUUUCAAUAGAUUUAUUAUCAUGUGAAUCGUUUUUGUUUCUGCUUUUCUGAGCUAUGACUUAUUUAAUAAAUAAGUUGGGUUUGAAUCC